AUGAUCGCACUGACUGGUGGGGGUGGGGAUGUGAAGGAAGGGGAGUGUCUGGCACUUGCGAAGAUUCCUGUGAUCGGUGGACUGUCCUCGACGUUGCUUACUCAAGCCGCUUGUCUCCAACCGAAGAAAAAUACGGAUACGGAAGAAUACGAGUGGUACUGCAUUUUAGAAGCAGGAAGUAUAAGAGCAGGAUUCUCCGGGUAUAAACUGAAUGGGAUGUCCGGCGAGGAUGACUGGUUAGUUCAGGCAGCGGCUCGUGAAGCUGGCAUGCUUCCUCCAGCACCUGACUCGUUUGAGGAUUCGGAUCGCUUCGAAGGUGACUCUGAAUGCUCGUGGGUAUCCAGUGAAAGCCUCACACUCGCAAAGAAUUGGCGUGGAUGGUCCCAGUCUUCACCCGGCGAUACCAUUCAAUCAGGCAAGUUUAUCAUUCGCAUAUCCACAUGUAUUUAUCCGUACCAGUGCAGCUAUUCACAUUCGGGCCGGUAUUCAUCGGCAUCGAAUACUGUAACUCAAAGAAGUGUUUCAUCAGAAAAAGCCCCAAAAUCUGUCGCCUCAUUGUCCGACUUAGCUGCUCGGGUAUGUGCUCGCCAGAUGUCGUUUGUGGAGUUGGAAAGAAAUUACCGUGAUAUUUGUCAGAGUGGAAAACAGAAAAGUGAAUUUCCUGUGUCUCACUCGUUGCCGGACAAGUUAUUCCUUUCUGUGGUCUACUGGUGUUUCCCAGCUACAGCGGACGAUAUUCGAUUGUACAGUUGUCUCGCGAACGGAAAUGCUGACGAGUUCAAUAAUGGCGACAGUCUGUAUCAAACAGGGGCCGUUCGUGAUGUUGUACAAAUAGGAUACUUACUCUCUGCAACAGUUUGUGCAUCUCAUCAAGACUGUGUCCAAAUACAGCGACCCAGUCGUGUUACUCACAAUGUAUCCUUGAGUGUAGAUAGAUGCAGGGUAGUCUCGUGUGACUGUUCGUGUCCCUCGAAAUCAGCAUGGUGUCAGCACGUGGUUGCCCUUUGUUUGUUCAGAAUUCAUCGCCCGAAUGAGGUGCAGUUCAGAGUAACGAUUUGGGACUCUGUCAACGAACUAUCUGUGGAUAAGCUCAAAAAAUUCGCGCAGUACUUGGUUAAUGAGCUCCCGAAAGAGUAUCUUCCCAUUGCCCAACGAUUGCUCGAUCAACUCAAAUGCCCUGAAUCAGAGAUCAAUCAAUCUCUGGGAGCUCCUGACCCUACCGAUGGCGGACAUGAACAGACUGCUAUUUGGGCGCUCGAUGUUGAUGG
Messenger RNA from Cooperia oncophora, 1268 nucleotides. Lineage: Eukaryota; Metazoa; Nematoda; Chromadorea; Rhabditida; Trichostrongylidae. The record is from the annotation of a GenBank genome assembly.